AUAGAUAAUAGAACCUGACAGUUUGCGGCAGUUUGUGUGUUUUGUGUAACGUUGUGUUAAUUAAUUGGUUAAAAUUACUGAAUUUUCUGUAAAUUAAAGUUUUCAACAUGUACGAACAAGAUGACGACCAAUUUGACGAUGAAGAUGCCGCAGAAAUUAGUUCUGAAUUAUGGCAAGAAGCUUGUUGGAUUGUUAUUAACGCGUAUUUUGACGAAAAAGGCCUUGUACGACAACAGCUGGACAGUUUCGAUGAAUUCAUUCAGAUGUCAGUUCAAAGGAUAGUGGAGGAUUCGCCCCAAAUAGAAUUGCAAGCAGAGGCUCAACAUACCAGUGGUGAAAUUGAAAACCCGCCUAGAUAUUUUCUUAAGUUUGAACAAAUCUAUUUAUCGAAGCCUACACAUUGGGAAAAAGAUGGAGCCCCCUCACCUAUGAUGCCAAAUGAAGCAAGAUUAAGAAAUUUGACUUAUUCUGCACCCUUAUAUGUAGAUAUAACUAAAACAAUUAUAAAAGAUGGAGAGGAUCCUACUGAAACACAACAUCAGAAAACCUUUAUAGGAAAGAUCCCAAUUAUGUUAAGGUCUACAUACUGUCUACUAAAUGGCUUAAGUGACCGUGAUCUAACAGAAUUAAAUGAAUGCCCUUUAGAUCCUGGAGGUUAUUUCAUUAUAAAUGGUUCUGAAAAAGUACUUAUAGCCCAGGAGAAGAUGGCCACAAACACAGUAUACGUUUUUGCCAUGAAAGACAGCAAAUAUGCAUACAAGGCUGAAAUCAGGUCUUGCUUAGAACACAGUUCACGUCCUACAUCCACAUUGUGGGUCAACAUGAUGGCCAGAGGAGGUCAGGCCAUUAAAAAAGCAGCAAUUGGCCAACGUAUUAUUGCCAUUGUGCCAUACAUCAAGCAAGAAAUCCCUAUUAUGGUUGUCUUUAGAGCCCUAGGGUUUGUAGCUGAUCGAGACAUUCUUGAGCAUAUCAUUUAUGAUUUUGAAGACCCAGAAAUGAUGGAAAUGGUAAAGCCUUCUCUUGAUGAAGCAUUUGUGGUCCAAGAACAAAACGUCGCUCUUAAUUUUAUCGGAUCUCGAGGUGCUAGACCUGGGGUCACCAAAGACAAACGUAUUAAAUACGCCAGAGAAAUUCUACAGAAGGAAAUGCUGCCCCACGUCGGUGUCUCUGACUUUUGCGAAACGAAAAAGGCUUACUUUUUGGGGUACAUGGUACACAGACUUCUAUUGGCUGCUCUAGGGCGAAGAGAAUUAGAUGACAGGGAUCAUUAUGGAAACAAAAGGCUUGAUCUGGCAGGACCAUUACUUGCCUUCUUAUUUAGAGGCCUGUUCAAAAACCUCAUGAAAGAGGUGAGAAUGUACGCGCAGAAAUUCAUCGAUCGUGGUAAAGAUUUCAACCUCGAUUUGGCCAUAAAAACCAAACUUAUUACCGACGGUCUCAGAUAUUCUUUAGCUACUGGCAAUUGGGGUGAUCAGAAGAAAGCUCAUCAGGCCAGAGCUGGGGUGUCCCAAGUAUUGAACAGACUCACUUUUGCCUCGACUCUAUCCCAUUUACGAAGAGUUAACUCGCCAAUUGGUAGAGAUGGCAAACUUGCCAAACCUCGACAGUUACACAACACUUUAUGGGGGAUGAUAUGCCCUGCUGAAACGCCCGAAGGAGCAGCCGUAGGACUCGUCAAAAAUUUGGCCUUAAUGGCGUACAUUUCUGUUGGUUCCCAACCCUCGCCCAUUCUGGAGUUCUUGGAGGAAUGGUCUAUGGAAAAUUUGGAAGAAAUCGCCCCAUCAGCUAUUGCAGACGCCACAAAAAUAUUCGUCAAUGGAUGCUGGGUGGGUAUCCACAGAGACCCUGAACAACUCAUGUCCACUUUACGAAAACUGAGACGUCAAAUGGACAUCAUUGUAUCCGAAGUAUCGAUGAUUCGUGAUAUUCGCGAUCGUGAGAUACGAAUUUACACAGACGCAGGACGAAUUUGCAGGCCGUUGCUCAUUGUCGAAAACGGCCAGUUGUUACUUAAAAAGAAACAUAUCGAUAUGCUGAAAGAACGAGACUACACUAAUUAUGGUUGGCAAGUAUUGGUUGCUUCAGGUGUAGUGGAAUACAUCGAUACUCUUGAAGAAGAAACUGUGAUGAUAGCAAUGUCCCCAGAAGAUCUUAGACAAGAAAAAGAGUAUGCAUAUUGUACCACAUACACCCAUUGUGAAAUUCACCCUGCCAUGAUUCUUGGCGUUUGUGCUUCGAUCAUUCCAUUUCCUGAUCACAAUCAGAGUCCCAGAAACACUUAUCAGAGUGCUAUGGGUAAACAAGCCAUGGGAGUUUACAUCACCAAUUUCCACGUACGUAUGGACACUCUCGCACAUGUCUUAUAUUACCCCCAUAAACCACUUGUAACUACUCGUUCUAUGGAAUAUUUGAGAUUCAGAGAAUUACCUGCUGGAAUCAACAGUAUCGUAGCUAUUGCCUGUUACACUGGUUAUAAUCAAGAAGAUUCCGUCAUCUUGAAUGCAUCUGCCGUUGAAAGGGGCUUUUUUAGAUCGGUAUUCUACCGAUCAUACAAAGACGCUGAAUGUAAACGUAUUGGAGAUCAAGAAGAGCAGUUUGAGAAACCGACAAGACAAACCUGCCAAGGGAUGAGAAAUGCCCUGUAUGACAAACUAGACGAUGAUGGCAUCAUAUCACCGGGAAUUCGAGUGUCAGGAGACGACGUUGUUAUUGGAAAAACGAUAACCCUCCCAGAAAAUGACGACGAGCUUGAAGGUACCACUAAAAGAUUCACGAAACGGGACGCCUCUACGUUCCUACGAAACAGCGAAACAGGCGUAGUCGAUCAAGUCAUGUUAACCCUAAACGCCGAAGGUUAUAAAUUCUGCAAGAUAAGGGUCAGGUCUGUUAGGAUUCCUCAAAUAGGGGACAAGUUUGCCUCUCGGCAUGGACAGAAAGGAACCUGUGGAAUACAGUACAGACAGGAGGACAUGCCAUUUACGUGUGAGGGCCUGACUCCUGAUAUAAUUAUCAACCCCCACGCUAUCCCAUCUCGUAUGACUAUUGGUCACUUGAUUGAGUGCAUUCAAGGUAAAGUAUCGGCAAAUAAGGGCGAAAUCGGCGACGCGACCCCCUUCAAUGACGCCGUUAACGUACAAAAGAUCUCAACUUUGCUCCAAGAAUAUGGGUAUCACUUGAGAGGAAACGAAGUGAUGUACAAUGGUCACACAGGGCGUAAAAUUAACGCCCAAAUCUUCUUGGGACCGACUUAUUAUCAACGUUUGAAGCACAUGGUGGAUGAUAAAAUCCAUUCAAGAGCUAGAGGACCGGUUCAGAUUUUGGUAAGACAGCCUAUGGAAGGUAGGGCUAGGGACGGAGGUUUGCGUUUUGGGGAGAUGGAACGGGAUUGUCAAAUUUCGCAUGGAGCAGCGCAAUUCCUAAGGGAGAGAUUGUUUGAAGUAUCAGAUCCAUACAGGGUACACGUUUGUAACUUUUGCGGACUUAUAGCUAUCGCCAAUUUAAGAAACAACACGUUUGAGUGCAAAGGCUGCAAGAAUAAAACGCAAAUAUCACAAAUAAGGUUGCCCUAUGCUGCCAAAUUACUGUUCCAAGAAUUAAUGUCAAUGAAUAUUGCACCUAGGUUGAUGGUAGUUUAAGUAUUAAUAGAUUUACUAUUCUCAUACUUCUGUUAUUGUAAAUAAGCUAUAAUUUAAUAAAUAAUGAAACGAA
Agrilus planipennis (emerald ash borer) is the source of this 3708-nucleotide messenger RNA. RefSeq names its product DNA-directed RNA polymerase II subunit RPB2 (gene RpII140). Gene Ontology annotation, molecular function: DNA-directed RNA polymerase activity; ribonucleoside binding; DNA binding. The record is from RefSeq and is a predicted model, not a curated record. Gene Ontology annotation, cellular component: RNA polymerase II, core complex. Gene Ontology annotation, biological process: DNA-templated transcription. Bases 108 to 3635 code for a protein of 1175 amino acids. The transcript has 11 exons. NCBI's taxonomy places the organism in Eukaryota, Metazoa, Arthropoda, Insecta, Coleoptera, Buprestidae.